GCAAGAUGGAGGAAUUGACCGUCAAGCGGGUACGCCAGGCGGCGGAGAAGGCCAUCAAUCUGGAGGAGGGCUUUUACAAGACGCAGGGGAACUGGAAGUCCCGCAGUGAGGAGAUUAUUAAGGAUCAGGUGGAAUCGGAGGAGAAUGAAGCCCCAGAAUCAGCGCCGGAGGAAGACGCCGCGUCUGCCUCGGAAGAUGUCGAACCUGCCAAACCCUCUAAACCCGCCAAGAGGUCGAAACCGACGAAACCUGCAGCAUCGCGUAAGAAACGCAAGACGAGUGCAUCGGAAUCUGAGGAUGGAGAUGCAGGGGCCGAGGAACUGAAUGGGGAUGAUGAGGAGGAGGAGGAGGAGGAGAUAAAGAAGCCUGCGAAGGAACCGUCGCCAAAGACUUCUGAAGAUUACGUGCAGGACGACUCCGAAGCCGAGGGCGAGGAGGCCAAAUCCGAAGAGAAGCCGGACGAAACCCCGAAGGACGAUUCCGAAAGUGAAAUGUCGGUGGUGCUCGACGAAGAGCCCAAACCAAAGCCCACUCGCAAACGCCAGAAAAGCUCCGAAGCACCCGCGCGCAAGGCAAAGAAACCGGCCCCUGCAAAGGGUGCCGCCAAGGCGAAGGAUGCAGACACAGAUCCCAAUCAAGCCGAGAUCAAGCGACUGCAGGGCUGGCUGGUGAAAUGCGGCAUCCGCAAGAUGUGGUUCAGGGAGCUGGCUCCGUACGACACGUCCAAAGCCAAGAUCAAGCACCUCAAGGAUAUGCUGAAGGAUGUGGGCAUGGAAGGGCGAUAUUCGGCGGACAAGGCCAACCGAAUCCGGGAGGAGCGCGAACUCAAGGCGGAUCUCGAGCUAGUUCAAGAGGGAGCCAAGCGAUGGGGCAAAGGCAGUGCCAGCGAGCAGGACAAUAGCGAUGAUAAUGCCCCGAAGCGGCGGCUGAAUCGGGGACGCAAGAGCCUGGCGUUCUUGGAGAGUGAGGGCGAGGAGACGGACUGAGCGGUCGCCGAUGAUCAGCGUACUGGUUGUGUAUGAUUAAACUGUUGCGUUCUGCCUGGAGCAGACUGUGGAUCGUAAUGUUUUCGAGUAGCGUCCGA
Molecule: messenger RNA, 1084 nt
Organism: Aspergillus heteromorphus CBS 117.55
Lineage: Eukaryota; Fungi; Ascomycota; Eurotiomycetes; Eurotiales; Aspergillaceae
Product: putative transcriptional regulator
Exons: 2
Coding region: 6-986 (326 amino acids)
Cellular component (GO): nucleus
Source: RefSeq, a predicted model, not a curated record